Molecule: messenger RNA, 4779 nt
Organism: Pelagomonas calceolata
Lineage: Eukaryota; Pelagophyceae; Pelagomonadales; Pelagomonadaceae
Source: the annotation of a GenBank genome assembly
UUUGACGCUGUGCUGCGCCUUGUGCAGAGCGCCGCGCACAUGUGCCGCGGGGGCGGGCAGCCCGCAUAGAUGCGUAGAGACAUACCCAGCGACGCGGCCCGCGAGCGAUUCGCGGCUGCCGACGCACCAGUAGGGGCAGCCAUGGAGGACGACCUCAAAGCCCUCGCGCGGCGCUGCGUGCCCGACCCGACGCUGGAACGCUUCUUCCGCGACGAAGAAAGUGAAGAGGGCCCCGCGCGCUGGACGCCGGUUCAUUUGGAACGCUACGCUAGGGUCCUGGCCGCCGACGGCACGCUCGACAGGAGAAGGACGGUCACGGGCAUCGCGCGCACCGAUAGACGAAGCCACUCGCCCCGCGACGACGAGGACGAGGACGAGGUCGAGACGCUCACGACGGGAGAUUUCCGCGCGAAGCUGCGCGCCGUCGGGAAGUACUCGGGAAAACUGAAAAAUACAAGGGCGUCCAUCGACUCGAGCCAAGCACUCGCCGCCGCGGAGUCGGGCCGCGGCGACCUGCCGGACGUAACUACGAAAGAUGAAAACGUCUGGCUUCCUUCAUUGGCGGACAACGCGGCGCUCUACGCGGCCUUUACACCCGCAAUACUGCAUCGCGGGUUGUUGAACGCCCACGCGAAGCAGCUCGAGGAAGUGAGACACAGCAACCAGUCGUUCGACAGUAGUGAGAAGCAAUCCUUCGAGAACGUGCAAAUGAGACCAGAAACGUUUUCUGUCGAUGGUGCGUUAUUUUUCGUGGACAUCUCGGGCUUCACGAAGCUGUCUGGCCGCUUAACGGCGGACGAACUGAAGUACCACUGCAACGCCUACUUUGGUUUACUGUUGGGCGUCAUCUCGCGGCACGGCGGCGACCUGCGUGGAAAUCAAAUUUCAGGCGCCCCAUCCGUGACCGCGUCGGCUCGAUGGCGUACUCACUGGUUGAUGUCCACGCAGGCGGCGACGUCCUCAAGUUCCUGGGGGACGCCUUUUUUGUGUUGUGGCCCUGUGCGACGGACGCUUCAAGUGAAGCAAAGGCCUGCAACGCGUGGCGCGCGGCUAGAUGUGCCGUCGACGUGAUGCGGAGUUGUGCCACAUAUGACGCCGGCGCGGGGGCUCAUGCCGUGUCUUUACGACUCCACUGCGGUCUAGGAGUUGGAAAGGUGCAUGUUUAUGUGGUCGGUGCUUGUGAUAGGUGGGAGUUAGUGGUUGCGGGGGAUCCCGUGCGGCAGUUAUCAGAAACUGAGGGCGAGGCGGAACGAGGUCAAGUCGUCCUGUCGAAGGAGACCGUUUUUAGAUUAAGGAGCGCCCUCGUUGCGUAUCCUUUACCUCUGUCUGAGACUUCAAGAGGCAAUUACCGACUUGAUUGGAGUCAUACAUCGACGAAACCCUCUAUGGCGACGCAAGACUCGGAUAGGAUGGCCUUUCUCUCGUGUGAAAAGAGGCCGAACUACACGUCAAUCAUGAACGACCGGACGGCCUUCGGCGACCAAGCAUCAGACGAAGCUAGAUCCUUCUCCCACAAACAUGUCAGGGAGGCGAACUGGAGUAAUGACCCGCCACAGAUCGGUGGGCCAUCACCCGACGACGCCGAAGCGGUUAAUGAAGCGAGAGCGAAGCGCCAGGCCUUCGGCAAAACGGUAAGAUGCGUCGCCCGACCGCUGCGCGCCUUCGCGCCCGAGGCGUCGCGCGCGGACCUCGACGCCGGCACACCUGGGUUGUUGGGUGCGUUGCGAGAUGUAGUUACUGUGUUUGUGGACGUGAACGGACUCAGUGACGCUCUCGAAGGUGGCGACGUCGACCGAGUACAAUCAGCCAUGGAAGCUACGGUAAGAGCCGUCAGAGCCUGGGAUGGGAUGCUCCGCCAAUUUGCUGUUGAUGAUAAGGGCGUCGUUUUUAUUGCUUGUUGGGGCGUGCCCGGCCACGCCCACGAAGACGAUGAAGCAAGAGCUGUUUCAAGUGCGAAGGAGGUGUUGGCGGCGUUGUCCCUGCAAGGUCUCGAGGCGCGAGCCGGCGUCGCGUCCGGAAAUGCAUUUUGUGGACUAGUAGGUAAUGCAGCUAGGGCCGAGUACGCCGUGAUCGGUUCUUCUGUGAAUUUGGCCGCUAGAUUGAUGUGCCACGCGCCGCCUUCGUCCGUUUUAGUAUCAGGCACGGUUCGCGACCGCGCGUUGAGUAGCUUCGACUUCGAAGGUAAAGGCUCUGUCAGAGCCAAGGGUUAUGAGGAUCCCAUACCAGUCUACCGACCCAUGAGACGGGAAGUUAGGACAGAGGUGGAGUUGGUUAAUGAGACGAUCGGGCGGGAAGAUGAACGGAGGCAGGUCUCGGAAGCUCUUGAGAAUGGUGUUACUUUCUUAAUUGGUCCGCAGGGCGCUGGUAAGUCAAGGUUACUCCGGGACGCUCUGCUAGCCAGUAAUAAGAGAGUGGUCUGGUGCUCCGCUUCCGGUGGCGCUCCGGUCCUCGCACCGUGCGCGUGGGCCCUCUGUGCGGGUGCCUCCGACACUUGUACAUUUAGUGGCAGGGCGGCCUCGUCCAAAGCUCUGAUUGAGGGCGGCGCCUCCGAUCAAGAUGCGGACGCAUUAGCUCGCUUGCUCAACGCGCGCCGAAGCUCCGCGGGCGUCAUCUCGAACGGUGCGGCGUCCGUCGCGCGGGCCGUGUCCGGUAUUGUCAAGAAGGCGGGAUCCCCAGUACUCUUCAUCGACGACGCCCAGGACCUGGGAGCGGCGGACUGGGCCGUGCUUUCAUUGCUCGAUGCGCCCUGUGCCAUACUCGUAGGCAUGCGGCCGAUCGGUAGAUACGCGCGCAACGCGACUGCGGCGCGCAACGCACUUGUCAAGAUGCUUACCAAAGCUUCCGUGAUAGCCUUGGAUCCCCUAUCCAUCGCAGAGACGGCGUCGCUCUUCACGGCGUGCCUCGGCCUUUAUCAGGGUUCUGGGUUUGACGAAUCUGGGAGACUGCACGAUAGGGCCGCCCGAGCUCUUCACGCGAAGACGAAUGGCGAGCCGCAUAGAAUAACGCACGCCGCCACAGUUAUAAAAGCGAGAUUGGAUGCUUCCGACCUGGAGUCUGAGUUAGCUUCAUUAACACCGGACGCUCGCAGACGCGACCUGAAGCGCACGGUCGUCGCGCGCUUCGACGCUCUCUCGCGGCUCGAACAAGCUGUGUUAGCGGCUGCCAGUGUCCUCGGUGCCUCCUUCUGCCUCGAACCGCUCGUGUCAAUCGUCAGUAAGCAGACGGACGAAGCGACGCACGACGUCAUCCGAGGCGAGGUCAGUACGAUGCGUAGUCGCUUACGCUACGCUCUCGUGACUUUAAUUGAGAGGAACUUUCUGCGGAAAAGACGAAGAAACGGACAAGAGGAAUUCGAGUUUUCGAGAAGUGACGUGAGGAGCGACGUGUAUGGAUUGCUACCAGUAUUAACUCGACAACGACUCCAUGGCUUCGCUUCUGAUUUUUACGAGGAGGACUUUGUGAGGGCGCACCACCUGGUCCACGCCGGGACGUCGCGGUCGCCGGAAAGGGCGUUGAUUGCUGUUGCUGAAAGGUGUUCUAUCACACCGGAAACGAGACCCGAAGCGAUUCUAGCUUACUCGUUGCUACUCCAUGUCGAGCUCGCCGGCCAGGGGUCGUGUGGUUCUCCAGCCUACGCCGCUCUGUUAAAACCGGCCUGGCACGAGACCGAUAUAUUUUUACAACCGGACCAGGAGUGGCUCGAACCUGAACUCUUCGAGUCGCCCCCUCAUGGAGUGAGAAUCGCCGCCAUCCUGCAGGCGCUCGCUUCUUUAGAAUUCUCGCUGGGCCACUCGAGGACGGCCUACGCGACGGCGUCGGCUGCUGUGUGGAAAUCAUUUCUUGACGAUGACGCGGCUGUGCUGGCUCCGUCGAGCGAUGAGGAACCGGCAUCGCCACGCCAUCGAGCAGGCGUCGCGUCGAUGGCAUGGAGGUUGACGCGACGAUUCAGCACGAAGGCGCGUGAUUUUUUGAUUUUCACACAGGUCGGCGGGGUUAGCAGCGCUGGGGGACGCGUCAAAUUCCACAAUGGCGCGGCUGCGGGCGCUGCGGAGUAUAAUCCUCGCGGAGCGCGGUGAACUGGAGCGGGCGUCCGCGGAGGCGGCCAAGGCCGUGUCAUGUGAAGAAGAUCAGGAUACGCCGGGGCCCUACCACAUCUCAUUAUCAUCAUCGUCGCCGGAGGCGGUAUGCUUAGCCUGCGCUUCAUUAGGCGACGCGGCCCACCUGAGGAAAGCGGCUCGAUUGAUACCGCGGACGAAAUCAAACUAUGCCACCGGUUUCGUGUUAAGGGCCGCGGCGCGGUUCCACGCUCGUCGAAACGACCCCGACGCGUGCGCCUCGGCGGCGUGCGGCGCGGCGCGCGCCUUCGACGCGUGCCACGAACCAUCUUUGGCGACGGAGGCGCGCGCGACCGAGGCGCUGGCGUAUGUAACACAGGGGCGCGCGCGGGCGGCAAUGAAGGCGCUGCUUGCGGUGGAGGGCCCGCCGGCGCCGCGCGCCGACGCCGCGCGUGCGGCGGCCGUCGCUGCCGUCGCGAAGCUCUGCGGCGACGAGGAGACAUACGAGGCGUGCGCGCGGGCGGCCGGCGAUGAAAUAAAGCGGGCCGCGGAGGCGCUGGCUGCUGGGGUGACUGUGGACGACGGCGAGGCGCCGGAGGUUAUGGUCGACGCCGUCGACCCGUGGCUGUCUUUAUCUGCUUAUCUGGGGAACGUGGCGGAGGAGUUUAUUAGUUAAGUGUGUACAUUCUAUAACAACCAAAAUUCUAUACACACCGUACCCCUG